Athalia rosae (coleseed sawfly) is the source of this 3833-nucleotide messenger RNA. RefSeq names its product protein O-mannosyl-transferase TMTC2-like (gene Tmtc2). The record is from RefSeq and is a predicted model, not a curated record. Bases 1224 to 3635 code for a protein of 803 amino acids. Gene Ontology annotation, molecular function: identical protein binding; mannosyltransferase activity. NCBI's taxonomy places the organism in Eukaryota, Metazoa, Arthropoda, Insecta, Hymenoptera, Athaliidae. The transcript is spliced from 10 exons. Gene Ontology annotation, cellular component: endoplasmic reticulum membrane. Gene Ontology annotation, biological process: protein O-linked glycosylation via mannose.
CAUGAAAGCGCGACAGUCUGCCGCGUUCGCAUUUAGAGGAUGCGUCGCGACGCCGCGCGUCUUUCGAUUCGCACGGCACCUCGUAUACGGCGUGCGUAAAUCAUUGCUGAAGGGAAUAAAACGAGUAAAUGGAAUUAACGGCGAUAACAUAUUAGUGAGAGAUUUCGUUGGAUUGAUUUAGAUUUUUGAAAUGAAAUUUUGUUUAUAAGCGACGGGUCAGUCGUUGCCGUUUCCUUCGUUUCGCGACUCUCGUGGGAAUUACCGGUGAAAACGAAGGGGUUGAAGGAUUUUAGAGAUACGUAAGAAUUUAAGUAAAAGACCAAUAAUUAAGAAGUAGGGUUGGAAGAAUUUGUUUGACAAUAAACGUAUGGCCAAGGUAUACAUAUACAUAUACACAUAUAGAGUUAUAUUGGGGAGGAAUCAAUGCGGAGUACUUGACUGAAGAUCUCGUUUAAAUAACGUCGCAGACUGAUCGAUCGCAUUAAUUAUUCAAUGGUGAUUAGAAUUUUUGUGAAGUGAAGUGUCGUCGUCGAAUAUCGAUAGCCUGUAUUACGAAUAGUGGCCUCCCGCUGAAUAAUUGUUGUUAUCAUUUUUUCUCCUCGGUGUAAUUUAUCUCCUUUUCAUUAUAAACCAAUCGUUAAGGUGAUUCCAAAACUUAUUUCUGGCUCAAACCACCCGGAGCCAGUUUUCAUACACAAGGAGAGGAUUUUCAUCUUCCUGCAUCGGAGAAUAUCGGCAAAAGAGGAAAGUUUUGCCGAGAUUGGGUCGUCCUUGGCGAUAAGGACGUCUGAGGUGUAAUUGACAUAUGUUCGAAAAAGGAUCCGGCAGUCGGUCAUCCACAUACGAUCGUCACGGGAGAAUCGUGCGGGAGUUGGCGAAGGUUUUAUCGUUGGAAGGAUAUAGGAAAAGCCACCAUAACGGAGUCUUUACAAGGCAUAUCGUCCCUCCUUCAUUUUUUCUUCAUACACCCGGGGUGGGACAUCGUGAAGACGUCCCGGGUUCAUCGGCAGCAAGCCGUCCUCCCGGCGUCGAGGAAACUGCCACCUUGUUCCUCCGUCGCGGAGGUGUCUCCGGGUCCCGUUUUGUCGUCCUCCUCUUCCUCGUCCGCCUAUUCCUCCUCUGCCUCGAAACGAAUUCACCAAAGGAGGAGGUUCGCCGGCCGUCCUCAGGAAAAAACACAACAGCCGAGGAAACCGGAUGGGUGGAGAUUGCCGCGAUGUGACAUGGAUGUCCUAGGUUUUGCCUGCGCCCUAGUUGCGGCCGCCCUUUACCGCAACACCUUGGAUGCAGGCUUCGUCUACGACGAUCGAAGGGCCAUCCUGACGAAUCCCGACCUUCUUCCGGGCACGCCUUGGUCUCGCCUCCUCGAGGACGACUUUUGGGGUACACCAUUGAAGGAACGGGGAUCUCACGGUAGCUACCGCCCUUUUUGCGUGGCAACUUUUCGCCUCAAUUAUCUGGUCGGCGGUCUUGACCCCUGGGGAUACCACCUGGUGAACGUUGCCCUUCACGCUGCGUGCGCCGGCCUCGUCGUUAGGGCCGCCAGAAAGGUACUUCCAGGGCGGAGUUUAGCGCACGCCAUGGCCGGCCUUCUGUUCGCCGUACAUCCGGUGCACGGUGAAGCGGUGGCGGGAAUCGUCGGCCGGGCGGAUCUCCUCGCUUGUCUUUUUACCCUGGUGGCCUUCCUCGCCUACGCGACUCACUGCGACGACGCUCGGACACCGGGACCCCUUUUUCUGACUUUGCUAGCAUCGGCUUUGGCGACGCUUGCCAAAGAGACGGGGAUAGCGUCGUUGGCUCUCUGUCUACUGUGGGAGUUUUGUCGCGGCGAACCGCAGAGAAAGGGAACCAGGUGGACCAGACGUCGCAGCGUAGGACUGGUUACCGGAACUCUGGUCCUUCUGCUGAUCGUACGAUUGAGGGUCGGAGGAUCGCCGCCCGAGUUCGCCACGGCGGACAAUCCGGCGGCGAGACAUCCUUCGAGACUGGCCAGAGGUUUGACGUUUCUUUAUCUGCCGGCCGUCAACGCGAGGAUGUUACUCUGCCCGAGCACUCUCAGUUUCGAUUGGUCGAUGGACGCCGUUCCCAGGAUAACGACGUUCAAGGAUCACCGCAACUUGGAGUCGGCGGCAUUGUACGCGGCUCUGGCCGGCGCGGGUCUAUGGGCGGCGAAAGGACUGCGUAGUGCUUCGUGUUCGAUGUGCGUUAAGAAGACCGGGGCCCACACGGAUCGUUGUCGGGCGGCCAACAACAACAACGCACCGAUAAGCGACUGUUAUUGCCCGAAGAAUUCGACGACGCGCGCGUCGCUUCCGGCCUCCGUUGCGAUCUCCUUAGGUUUCCUUGGGCUUCCCUUUCUACCGGCUUGCAACUUGUUUUUUUACGUUGGCUUCGUGAUCGCCGAGAGAGUUUUGUAUCUUCCCAGUGUCGGUUAUUGUCUUUUGCUCGGUGUCGGUAUUUGUAAAUUUUAUCGUAUCAUGAGGAGAAAAUCGCGAAAGUGGGGUGGAGUGACGCUGGCGAUUUCCACGUUACUGCUGACACUCAUGGCCGCCAAAACUCUGAGGAGAAACCUGGAUUGGUACGACGAGGAGAGUCUCUACAGGUCGGCGCUACACGUCAAUCCCCCCAAAGCCUACGGGAAUUUGGGGAGCGUGCUGAGUGCCCAGGGACGAAUUGCGGAGGCCGAGGAAGCCUUUACCCAGGCUCUACGGUAUCGACCGAACAUGGCGGAUGUCCACUACAACCUGGGGAUUCUUCAGCAGGGAAGAAAAAACUACGAAGAAGCGAUCCUCAGUUAUCAGCGGGCGAUCCACUUCAGGCCUUCUUUGGCACAGGCCUACGUGAAUUUGGGAGCGGCCCUCAUCUCCGCGGGCAGAGGUACGGAGGCUGCGGCGAUCCUGAGGACGGGUGCUUCCCUUGACGGAUCGGGACUGAAGGACCGAAGGGCCCACGAAGCGGCGCGUGUUCAAGCUCUCCUGCAACUCGGUGCCCUUUACGCCGACCAAGGUCGACUUCAAAGGGCUCUCGCCGCCUACAGGGAAGCACUACACGCUCUGCCGGAACACUAUCCACCUCAGAGUGUUUACAACUUGCUAGGAGAGACGCUUUCCAGGCUGCAGCAGUAUGCGGAAGCUGAGAGAUGGUUCCAGGCUAGUUUGGCCAGUCAGCCGGACCACGUGCCUGCGCAUAUCACUUACGGAAAACUCCUAGCUCGCAACACGAGCAGAGUUUUGGAGGCUGAAAGAUGGUUUCUCAGGGCGCAGAGAUUGGCCCCUCAAGACUCCAGCGUCUACCAUCAUUAUGGUGUGUUUCUCUCCUCUCAAGGGCGACUGGCCGAAGCCGCCGAACAGCAUUUGAAAGCUGCGGAGCUUUCGCCGAAGGAUUACGAACUGGCGGUCGCCGGGGCUUCCGCCCUGCGUCAGGCGGACCGUAGGAACGAAGCCGAAAGUUGGUACAGACACGCGGCGGGCUUGCGCCCGCAGGAGGCAAGAAGUCACACGAACCUUGGGGCGAUUCUGCAUCUCAACGGUAAAUACAAACAGGCAGCCGCUGCCUACCGAGAGGCCCUCAGAUUGCAACCGGGAGAUGCGACGACCUUGACCAAUCUACAUAAACUGGCCGCUCUGUUGGCGUGACCAGUAAUCCUUCAAUACAAAUGCAAAUACAAAUCCCUAAUAAUGUACUAUAUCUCCCGUUCACAUAUAUUCCCUAAUUCUCCCGGUAUGAUAAAUUAUUUAUCCAUAAGUAUCAAUGAUCGUUGUACUAAAUGUACACUAAUCUGUACGCCUGCUAUGAUAUAUACAGAAUAAAGCUUCAUUUAUUUUUAUCUAAAA